AUGAUUAUUUUGGCUAUUGAAACUAGUUGUGACGAAACCAGUAUUGCUGUUUUACAAAAUCAGAAAGUCCUCAGUAAUAUUACUGUUUCGCAAAUAUUAGAGCAGCAAAAAUAUGGUGGGGUGAUGCCUAGUUUAGCAGCGAAAUUACAUUUAGUCCAUAUCCAAGAAGUUUUACGGCAAGCCUUAGCAACAGCCCGAAUUACUCCGGAAAAAAUUGAUUAUAUUGCCUAUACAGAGAAGCCGGGCUUGAUUAUUUGCCUUCAAAUUGGCAAAAUAGUAGCCGAAACUCUUUCUCUCUAUCUUAACAAACCGCUAAUUAAGUGUAAUCACCUCGAAGCCCACGUUUACGCAAGCCUGCUGGAAAAAGAUAUUGCUUGGGAAUUUCCGGUCCUGGCUUUAAUUAUUAGUGGGGGACAUACUCAACUUUAUCAAGUAAACAAUCAUGGUGCUUUUUCCCUCCUAGGAGAAACUAGCGAUGAUGCGAUUGGUGAAUGCUUAGACAAAUCAGCAAUUUUAUUAGGAUAUUCUUAUCCUGGUGGACCAAUUAUCGAACAAUUAGCCUUAACCGGUAAAAACACUUAUCAAUUGCCUUUACCCAAAAAUGAUAACAGUUUAGAUUUUAGUUUUAGUGGUCUAAAAAGUGCGGUGCGACGACUGAUUGAAAAAGAAGGAGAAAAGUUAAAUAUCCCUGAUUUGGCUUAUUCUUUACAACACACGCUAGCAAAAAUACUGGUUAAUAAAGUAUUCAAAGCCUUAGAACAACAAAAAUUUGCUAGUGUAGUUUGCGGUGGAGGAGUAGUUGCUAACCAAUUUAUCUUUAGUUAUCUAAAAAAAUCUUUGGUCGAAAAUUUUCCUACUGUUAAGUUAUUUGUGCCCGAAAAAAAAUACUGCACGGAUAAUGCGGCCAUGCCCGAAUUAACCGAGAAAUUUCGUGAAACAAUCAGACUUGAAAAUCCAGCCAGCGAAACAGAAAUCACAAAGAAGGAAACAGAAGUUGAAGAAAUUUUAAAAAAGGAAAUCUCCUUCGAGGAAAGCGAUGAGGAUAGAGACAAAAAAUUAAAGGAAUUUCAAAGGGAACAAUUAGAGGAUUUAAAGAAAAUUAGGGAUAAAAAGAAAGGUGAGGUAGAAGCGAAAAUUGCCGAAUUAAUAAAGGAAGUGGGAGAUGUAGAAAUAGAAGCAGAGAAAAAGGACGAUAAAGCAAGCAAGCCCGAGAAAAAAACAGGCCAGAGCGAGAGUGAUAAAAAAGAAUCAGCUCCCAAAACACCUAUAACAGCCAUCUUUGAAGAAGAAUUAAGAGCUUUGCAUGAAAAAGUUGAUAAAAACGCUGCUCCUCUCCCGCCAACACUUUCCAUGAACACGGCAAUGAUAAUGAAAAUUUUGAAAAGGUUGUUGGCUGUCGAGGAAGCACUAAAGAGAAUAAAAACCGGUGAUGACCAAUUCAAUUUACAAAAGGAAGAAUUUAAGCAUAUAUUUACCGAAAGUGAAUUAAAAGCUGAUUAUGAAGCUAAUGCACCAACUUUCGAACUACUUAAUAAGGCAUUGAAACGAUGGUUAAAACCCGAUGUAGUUAAUAACCCCAACGGUUAUAAAAUCUACGAAUUUGGAGCACGAACUCUUAAUGAUGACUAUACCCCAAUCCAAUGGAUUAGAGGUGAAACAGCAAUACUCCAACCUCAGGACAAAACCGGCAAGAAAAUUGGUUCUCCUUACAAUAAUGUUUUUUGUCCGGCCAACCCCGAAGAGAAAAAAACAAUGUUAGGAACAGGAACCGGCAAAUCAACUUUUUACACGAGAUGUGUGGCGUUUUUGUCACACUUGGGACUUAUUUAUGAAGACAUAGCAAGUCAAGGUAAACUCAAAACCUUGGAAAACAUUUAUGAAAAUGUAAAAAAAGACGAAGAGGGAAACGAGGUGCCUGAUAAAGAAAAGAAAGUAACCGUUUGUGUUUUUUGUGGUGGCUAUCAUACCGCUCAGUUUGAUGACAAAAAUCAGCCGACAAUAGACCCAAAAACCAAACAACAGCUAGGUAAAUACGAAAUUGUUGAUAACGGACCAAACGUAGUAUUGUUUGACGAAGCUCAUACCGAUUUACCUUGUUAUCGAGCUUUAAUCGAUGGUUUGCUAAGUAACAAAAAAAUUCGUCGCUUCAAAAUAGUUCAAAUGUCGGCUACUUUCACUGACGUUCCUACUUCCCGUCGCUUAACGGGAAAUAUCACUGACUAUUGGUUACAAUCCAAAACCAAAGUUUUAAUACUAAACGAGGCGGUAAAAGACUAUGCUACUGACAUAGUGAAAAGCAUGGAGGCACCAUUAGUGGUUAUUGCUAGUCGUGAUUACUCAGUGGGUUUUUCUUUCGGUGAUGUUAACGUGAUAUCAACUGGGGCUUCAAAGAGAAAAAUAGUAGUGGAGAAGGAUGGGAAAUGGGUAAAUAGUGAAAUAUCAGACCAAAAUAGUCCCUUCGAUGAUUUAUUACAAGAAAGAGGACGAGCUGCUCGCGAUAAGGAUUAUCUAGCCCCAUAUGUUUUGAUUGGUAAAGAUGUUCCUUCCAAAGAAUUACAAACUGAAUUAAAGAAAGACAGCGUUAACAAAAUUUCCAACGUUUUAGUGAAAAAAUUAGUUAAUUUUUACAGCAUUCCCGAACCAUUGCCGCCAAUCAAAUCAAAAGAUGGAAACAGAUAUCUUAACUUAAUACUGAUAAAGUUUAUUAAAGAAUCCUUAGACCCAGACAAAUUGUUUACAAUAGUUGAAUUUACUAACAAAUUAUUAGAUUUCUUUAACCCAAAAGAACUGACUUUUAUAUUAAUAGAAGCCACUAAGGACAAAAUAAGAGCUAUUUCCGAAGAAUAUGAUUGGUAUAAAACACCAGAACCCGAUGACGAUUAUGUGUUUAAUAAUGAAAAAGAAGCCAGAGAAGUUGGAUUCUUGUUACAAGCCCGAGAAACACCGCGAGGUUAUGAAAUGGAAUCACCAAAAGUAGAAGGUGGUGAGGAAAUGCAAUGA
This is a messenger RNA of Racocetra fulgida, 3000 nucleotides long. NCBI's taxonomy places the organism in Eukaryota, Fungi, Glomeromycota, Glomeromycetes, Diversisporales, Gigasporaceae. The record is from the annotation of a GenBank genome assembly.